Molecule: messenger RNA, 3016 nt
Organism: Patella vulgata (common limpet)
Lineage: Eukaryota; Metazoa; Mollusca; Gastropoda; Patellidae
Product: integrator complex subunit 3 homolog
Exons: 6
Coding region: 89-1141 (350 amino acids)
Source: RefSeq, a predicted model, not a curated record
UACUUAUGGUUCUCUACAGAAGAAUUUGACAUCAGGUUCUGUACAGUUUAAUCAAGGUUUAAAUAAUUCAUCAGUUCAACCAUCACAGAUGUUUAUACAAUAUGAACCAUCACUGUUUAACAGUAGUCAGUUAUUGGCUUCCAAUCCAACAAAUUCACAAAAUGUGAAUCCAUCGCAGUUGAUGAGUUCACAUAUUGUUCAACCAAGAAAUGCUGUACAAAAUGUUCAGUCUGUUCAACCUUCAACAUACUUUCCUCAGUCACAACCAACUCUACCACAGACUGGAUAUUACCCAUCUCAAGCACAGCCUACAUCCGCCUUACAGGGUGCACUUCAACAAGUUGCAGCUACAGCACCACAAUUCUCAUUACAUGCAUUUGGUAAUCAAGGUCAAGGACUAGGCUUGACACUGCAGCAAUCGGCUUCAAAUACAAAUCAUAUGAACUCAUCCCAACACAUGAGUUUAUCUAAUACUGCGGGUAAUCAACCUACAGCAAAUAAACAAAGCUCCCAGUUUAAUUCUAUUAUACAACAACAAUCACCUCAAAAUAAUGCAAUGAAAUCCCCAUCUCAAAAUAUGACACCAAAUAGCAUGUUGACACCAAAUAGCAUGAUGAAUACGGCCCUAUCGGCUCUCAGUCCGAACUCUAAGGUGUUCACAUCACAAGUACAAAACCGACAGCCCCCGAGAUUUCCUAAUGUAGCUCAGCUACAAGGAAAUAAGUAUGGUAAUACUUUUGUUGCUCAACAAUUGUCUGGUGCAGCAUCUGUUGUAAGGCCGUCUAUUAUGGUAGGAAGUAUGAUGAGAUCAAACACGGCUCCACCAACACAACCUACUUUUCCUCCCCCAAUACAGAGACCAGGUGUACAACAAAAUACAACAUUGAUUACACAGACUUCCAUACCAACACCAGUUAUUGUCACACAGACCACUAAUCCUUCGAUGAAAGCGCUACACGAGAAACAGAGACGAGAGGUUCUAGCACACGCUCAGAGCUUUCUGAACCCACAAAACAAGCCCAGUAUCAAGUCGCCACCGAAAGCCGACUCACUGGAAGAUAAGAAUUUAAGUGAUGCUAUAAGUAGUAUCACAGAAAGCAAGUCGGAUAAUCAACUUGCUACCACCAAGGAGAAAAAUUAGUAUGUUGUGAAAUUGGAACAGUUUUUUUUUCACUGUGUUUAACAUUAAAUCUGAUAUCAGAUUAUCUAGAAGGUGGAUUGAAUUAUAUAUAGUUUAGUGUAUUUUCUCCUUUUUCAAAGUUUUUUUCUUUUUUGAAGACUGGUAUUUAUUUGAUUAACAAACUAUGAAUGUUAAUAUGUGAAGUCAUUAUGGCCUUGGCUCAACGUACUAAAGGGACCGAAAGAGCAUCGGAACAGGACUAGGCACUACUGGAAGAUAAUUCUACUGACUGCAUUUGUUUAAUCUGGACUAAAACCUCAAGUGUAUAGAUUGGACUUGUAAACAUUGUGAUUAUAAAUUACAUGUUUACAAUAAAGGAUAAUUCAAUAAGUUCAUCAAAAUAAAUGAAGUUGUGUAAAUUUCCUAUUUUAUUAUUAAGUAUAUUAUAUAUUAAACCUGUGUGCCAAAAUCUUAUCAUAUUCAUUGUUGGAGAAAAGCAGUGGUUGAAAUUAGGUUUGAAAGAUCCAAGAUAAACCUAGCCUACAUUAAUCUCAUUACCAUACCAUCAUAUUCAUAAUAGGAACUAAUUUCAACCAUUGCUUUAUACUCUUUUUUUUUCUUCUUUUUCAUUCAUUUAUAUUCAGAUCAUUUUCUUCGCCAUUUUUGGGUCAAAACAUUAUUUUAUGUGCGUAGUCAAAUGUGAUAUCCUCAAACUUUGUAUUUACCUGUACAUAUUUUAUGAGAAAGCUUUGUACAUUAUGCAUUGAUUAUUUCACAUGAUUUCGUAACAUAAAUUGUGUGAAUGGCACCACAGAUACAGGUAGUUUAUGAUAUAUAUAUAUAUGUACACAGAAUUAUAUAUAUAUAUAUUUAGUAUUAGUUCCAGGUUCUAUUAUGUAUGUAUUCAGAAGAAAAAAUGUGGCUCAGUUUGAAAGAAAAUUUAGCUUAAAGCAAUGCUCUAUGUCCUGUACGUGCCUGUUAACACAAGCCAAAGUGUGGUUUCUGGGAAACUGGUAUGGGUAGUUGAGAGAUUUAUUUUGAUGAUAAUAAGAAAGCCAUUUUAAAUGGAGGUGGAUGUGUAAAGAUAUAAAGGCCAAAUAUUGAUUAUUUUUGACAAUGCUUAUUCUAUUAAAAUGUUUUUUAAUUGUAUGCUGAUGACUUGAAACCCUACUUGGACUGUGCCCCCAGUCGUAAGUUGGAAAAGUGGUUAUACAUUUGUAUAGUGAUGGUUAUUAAUUAAAAGGUGACAUUGCCCCUCAUCUAAUUAAUUAAUAGGACUCAUAGUAUUGCUGUGUGUUUAUAUAUAUAUAUAUAUAGUAAAUAUAGAUGUUGUUUCUUUUUUUUUUUUAGCAAAAAGACAAAAUUAUUUAUGUUAAUAUAUUAUUUGUGCAUGACUUUGUUGUUAUACAUCAUAACUUGAGGUCUGCUGAGAAGAACAAGUAUUUCUUCUAUUGUGUUUGUGCAUACCAGCUAGCCUCGUGGGAUAAAAAGGCACAAACGGAAGGACAGUUGAUGUCCAUUUUAACUUGUGUCUGAUUGAAGAGUGUCUUUGUUUAUUUGUAUGAAAGUUGUUUAUAGUGGUUGCGCACGGUGCGAGGCUGAUAAUGUUUGAUGAUUUAACAUGGUCAACCUUGAUAAGGUCUGUGGCUCAUAUUUGUUUGUAUAUGAAUGAGUGAGUCAGAUCAAAUGUGCUGUGCCAUUUACAGCGGUGUGUAGCUCAUUAAUAAAUGCUUGUACAUUUUAUUUUAUAUGGUGUUAUUUUUGUUCACUUUUCAAAUAAUUGAAAAAGAUAAUUGUAAGUAUUUGUAGUGAGUCUUCAGUUUUUACCACAAAAUUUGCAAAGUAAAUUAUUGCUAUAAUAACAAGUUGAAAAAUAAAAUGACGUCUAUAAAGAAA